CGUUAAGUUUCUUCUAAAUUUAUUGUCCGCAUUAUCUCUCUAUUUUGGUCUUCUCUGCUAUGAGUUCAUUUCUGAAAACGUCUCUAUUUAUUUGUUCAACUUUCUAUUUAUUCCUUCCACCCUGUAAAACUUGGAAUUUCUAUGUAUAGAUUGUUUUCCCUUAUAAAUUUGGUUGUCAAACGUAAUGUUUGACAAAAUGUACAGUUUGUUAUGUAUAUAAUGUCCUCCAGGUUUGAAGACUCUUUGAAUACACAGGCUAGUUCGUUUCAGCUUUGUAAUCUUUCAACGUUUCUGGAAAAUAUAGAUUCGUUUAUUCCGUCUGUAGUGUAUUUUGAUUUUAAAGAAUCUUUCUUUCCAAAAAAUUGUUGAAGUUAAGUUUCUUGAAAAUUUCCGGAAAAUAUCUGUUCGUUUCUUCCGUCUGUAGUCUAUUUUGAUUUUAAAGACUCUCUCUUUCUAGAAAAAACUUUGUUGAAGUUAAGUUUCUUGAAAAUUUCCGUUCUUUUACGCAUUUAUUUUCGCUUGACAAGCUUUUUCCAGCUUUUACGGCUGGUCUUCUGCAUACUCGGCCUCUUUUUUCAUCCAAUUAGGUUUUUUUCUGGAAAUUUCGGUGUGCUUCGGUAUUAUUUUCCCCUUUCGACAAACUGAAAGCAAAAUUCUUGUUCGACGCAAAUGAAGAAAGCUUACCACGAAUCAAGUUUGUAAAUUUGCGCUGAAAAUCUGGCUGCUGGCUAACUUCUUCGAGGCAUGAAUUCAGAUGAUGGAAAACUACAUCUAAAUCUCUUGGAGAAAAGUUUGUUGAAGCUGUCGAGGAAUUCUACAUCAUGCAUAAACAACUGUUGGAGGAAUUGACCUUGACAAUUACAUCUUAAUUAUUGAAGGAAUUAUUUGAAUCCUCCAAAAAGUAAAAUUCCCUUAUUCUCUUCUCUUAGUCCUCUACAACCCUGCAAGCUGUGUUCUUCCACUAGUUGUGAAUGGGCUUAGUCUAACUCAGAAAACAAUAGCUGAAUGUUCAUUGGAAAUUCAGCAGAGCAAGAAGGUAGUAUUUAAAUUUCAUGGAAGAAAAUUGCACGGGGGCGGAAGACGCUAAAAGAGAUAGCCAAUAUCCUAACACAAUUAGGGAAUCUGCCUCUGAGUCCUCAUCAAGUUCUACAGCUCCAACAGCAGGUCCUGUAAAUUUUUGUAGCAUCCAUUCAUCUGGGAAGAUUGCAGAAUCGACAUCAACUAUAUCUCAAGGGCUCUGCAUUCCAGUCAACCCCCGGUCAAGGCAGAUUAUGAAGGCCAGAUCAUCUCGACCACCUUUGCAGCCUCUUUCAAUCAAAAGGAGGUAUUUGGAAGAAUGGCCUGAAGCGGGAUCUGAUGACAUUGGAGAAUCAACACAGUGUACAACACAUGGGAGUAAAAAAGAUGUAAGGAAGCUACUAGAUGGUUCAGAUAGCAGAAUUGAGUUGGGAUCACUUCACAGGGAUGCUAAGCCAACAGAGUUUAAGCUAGAAAGGGAUAAAUUUGCAUUCUCUAAUAAGGAAUGUUCAAGAAUUACUGAGCACAUCUAUCUGGGCAGUGAUGUAGCAGCCAAAAACAGAGAGAUUCUCCGUCAAAAUGGUAUAACUCAUAUUCUUAAUUGUGUGGGUUUUGUAUGUCUCGAGUAUUUCAAGACAGAUUUACUAUACAAGACAUUGUGGCUACAAGACAAGCCCUUGGAAGAUAUAACAAGCAUACUGUAUGAUGUGUUUGAUUAUUUUGAGGAGGUAAGAGAACAAGGAUGGAGAGUGUUUGUGCAUUGUUUCAAGGGAAUUUCUCGAUCAAGCUCCCUGGUAAUUGCAUAUCUCAUGUGGAGUAAAGGUCUGAGCUUUGUAGACGCAUUUCUGUUUGUGAAAGCAGCUCGAGGUAUCACAAAUCCCAACAUAGGCUUUCUUAGCCAGUUAUCAGAGUACCAGAAGAGAAUGCAUGCUACGCCACUGAACCCAAAAUCUCUGCCAAGGAUGUACAGAAUGGCUCCAUAUUCUUCAUAUGCUCCACUACAUUUGGUUCCAAAAUCAGUUGAUCAUCCCGCUCCAGAUGCAUUGGACUCUAGAGGUGCUUUUAUUGUACACAUGCCAUCUACAAUUUAUGUCUGGAUUGGAAACAGUUGCAACCUUUUCAUGAAAAGGAAGGCAGAGACUGCUGCUUUGCAACUUGUAAGGUAUGAGAAAGCUCAGGAUUCAAUUGUUGUUAUAAGAGAAGGGCAUGAAGAGGAUGAAUUCAUGGAUACCCUUUCAAAAGCGCCUCAUUUAUCAGAUGACUAUCACAUAUCGGAGACUAAAACAUCAGGGAAUAAUUUGCAGGGAUCUUGCUCGGGUAAAAUUCAUGUUGAUCCAGCAAGCGGGGAUAGAUUUAGUGUUGCAUACAAGAGGGUAGAAUCAUAUAAUCUAGAUUUUGAAAUUUUUGGAAGAGCAAUAGAACGAGGUGUUAUGCCUCCAUUUUCAUUCUCAGGACCAGAAACCGAAAUACAUCUUCCAGAAAGAGAAAUUGGGUGGAGUAUAUCGCCAUCCAAAUUUGUUUCUGGUAAUGUGAAAGACCUUGUUACAUUCAACAAAACAGGAAGUGACAUGUUUGCUUCAGAAUUGGAUGCACAAAAUGAUGACAAAGCUGCUCACAUGGAGACAGAACUUUUGUUUUCAGGUACUUCAAAAUCUUAAUUUUCUCCUAAUCAUUCUCAUGCCUCAAUAACUUCAGAUUCUAGAACUAACUCAAAGUCUUUUUCAUUGUUUCUUCUUUCA
Molecule: messenger RNA, 2756 nt
Organism: Cryptomeria japonica (Japanese cedar)
Lineage: Eukaryota; Viridiplantae; Streptophyta; Pinopsida; Cupressales; Cupressaceae
Product: protein-tyrosine-phosphatase MKP1
Exons: 3
Coding region: 1053-2675 (540 amino acids)
Biological process (GO): protein dephosphorylation
Molecular function (GO): actin filament binding; protein tyrosine/serine/threonine phosphatase activity
Source: RefSeq, a predicted model, not a curated record